CACAAGACCGAAACAUUAAGAGAGAAAGGCAAAAUCACUGUCAAAAGCCUAAAGACCAAAUUUCCGAUUUUCUCUCCUCCGAAGAAAUCCAGUAAAUACCAUGAUUCUAGCUUCACUCUACUUCUUCUUCUAGGGUUCGUUCGUCUUCUGGAGCUGUUGCGCAAUGCCGCUGGCUUACACAUUUCCAGUUCUCCCUUCUUCUUGUCUGCUUUGCGCAAUCUCUAAUCGCGGCACCAGCUUCGUCGUUGAUCGCCCGGAGCUUCAGAUCUCAGGUCUCCUCGUCGUUCGUUCUGAAUCCGGUGAAAUCUUCGGUUCUGGUUUAUCUUUGCGGCGGUUUCAGCGUGAAGGACGGAGGAGGCUGAAUGCUGGUGGUGGUGGUAUCCAUGUCGUGGAAAAUGCGCCAUCUCGUACUUCUUCCCUCGCUGCAUCUACCUCGGCAAUCGAAAUCCCGGUUACGUGUUACCAGCUUAUCGGAGUUUCUGAUCAAGCUGAGAAAGACGAGGUGGUGAAGUCGGUUAUAAAUUUGAAAAAAGCUGAUGCUGAAGAAGGUUAUACAAUGGAAGCUGCUGUAGCUCGCCAGGAUCUUCUCAUGGAUGUUAGGGAUAAACUUCUUUUUGAACCAGAAUAUGCUGGUAACCUGAAAGAAAAGAUCGCUCCUAAAUCUCCUCUUAGAAUUCCGUGGGCAUGGUUGCCUGGUGCUCUUUGCCUUCUUCAAGAGGUUGGACAAGAAAAACUCGUGCUGGAUAUUGGCCGGGCUGCUCUCAGGAACCUUGAUUCGAAGCCAUAUAUUCAUGAUAUAUUUUUAUCUAUGGCACUUGCUGAGUGUGCGAUUGCGAAGGCUGCUUUCGAGGCUAACAAGGUCUCUCAAGGAUUUGAAGCUCUUGCUCGUGCUCAAUGUUUUCUGAAGAGUAAAGUUACUCUUGGGAAACUUGCAUUGUUAACUCAGAUUGAGGAGUCACUAGAGGAGCUUGCACCUCCUUGCACAUUGGAUCUACUGGGCCUGCCUCGCACGCCGGAAAAUGCAGAGAGGAGGCGAGGUGCAAUUGCAGCGUUAGGCGAACUGCUCAGACAGGGCCUUAGUGUUGAAGCUUCAUGUCAAAUUCAAGACUGGCCAUGCUUUUUGAGCCAGGCGAUCAGUAGGUUAUUGGCCACAGAGAUUGUCGAUCUUCUUCCAUGGGAUGACUUAGCCAUUACACGGAAAAAUAAAAAAUCACUCGAAUCCCACAAUCAAAGAGUGGUAAUUGAUUUUAAUUGUUUCUACAUGGUGUUACUUGCUCACAUCGCUGUUGGAUUUUCAGGCAAGCAAAAUGAAACGAUUAAUAAAGCAAAAACAAUAUGCGAAUGUCUCAUAGCAUCAGAAGGUGUUGAUCUGAAAUUUGAGGAAGCUUUUUGCUCAUUUCUUCUAAAACAGGGUUCCGAGGCAGAGGCCCUGGAAAAACUUAAGCAGCUGGAAUCAAAUUCAGACUCUGCCGUUCGUAAUUCGAUCCUGGGGAAAGAGUCGAGAAGUACUUCUGCUGCUCCAUCACUGGAAGUGUGGCUUACGGAGUCCGUGCUUGCUAACUUUCCAGACACAAGGGGUUGUUCUCCAUCAUUGGCCAAUUUUUUUCGGGGUGAAAAGAAAUAUCUAGAAAACAAGAAAAUGGGGUCACCUUCGAUCAUGAAUCACAAGACAAACCAAAGACCGCUUUCCACAACGCAGUUCGUGAACUCGUCACAACAUCUUUAUACAGCUGUCGAGCAGUUGACACCAACAGAUUUGCAGAGCCCAGUGGUAUCCGCCAAGAAUAAUGAUGAAAGCGGUGCCAGUAUGCCAUCUGUUCAACUGAAGAGGAACCUUGGUGUACACAAAAAUAAAAUAUGGGAUGAGUGGCUCUCUCAAAGCAGUUUGAUCGGAAGGGUAUCUGUUGUUGCUUUACUGGGUUGCACCGUGUUCUUCUCUCUAAAGCUAACAGGCAUUAGGUCUGGUAGACUACAGAGGCUGCCUAUAUCGGUUUCUGGUAAGCCGCAUUCGGAAUCAGAUUCUUUUCUGUGGAAAACCGAGUCUGGGAGUUUCAGAAAAAACCUUGCUUCUGUGAAUAGAAAUGGUAUCGUGGGCAACAUCAAAGUGCUCUUGGACAUGUUAAAGAUGGAUCAUGGCGAACAUCCAGAUGCCUUGUAUCUGAAAAGCUCUGGUCAAUCAGCUACAUCAUUGUCUCAUUCUGCGUCAGAACUGCAUAAAAGACCAAUGGAUACAGAAGACGCGGAAGAGCUUGUGAGACAGUGGGAAAAUGUUAAGGCUGAAGCUCUUGGACCAACACAUCAAGUUUAUAGCCUUUCCGAAGUCCUUGAUGAAUCCAUGCUUGUCCAGUGGCAAACGUUGGCACAAACAGCAAAAGCUAAAUCCUGUUAUUGGAGAUUCGUUUUGCUUCAUCUAGAGAUUCUACAAGCACACAUUUUCCAAGAUGGUAUCGCUGGUGAGACUGCAGAAAUCGAAGCCCUUCUAGAGGAAGCAGCAGAAUUAGUUGAUGAAUCUCAGCCCAAAAACGCAAAAUAUUACAGCACUUACAAGAUCCGCUAUACGCUGAAGAAGCAAGAAGAUGGAUCGUGGAAAUUCUGCCAAAGCGAUAUUCAAAUACAGAAGUGACAAUAUCCCUCAGAAAAAAGCUCAUUAUCUAACUAAAGGUUGUAGCAUCAACAGUAGAACAUGGGAUCAUUUAGCCUGUGUUCUGGUUUACCUAGCGGUGUAGGAAAGUCUCAGGUUUGUUUCUUUAUUCCUUAGUAACCCAAAGGAUUUGUCCUUGUAGAUUCCUUUGAUUUCAAUGUGUUUGUGGAUAAAACAAACUUUUUUUUUUUUUUUGUUAAUGUAAAGCGUUACGGCGUUACCGGUCAAAUCAAAUAUUUUCUUAAAAUAGUUAAAAAUAUAAAAGGGA
Messenger RNA from Arabidopsis lyrata subsp. lyrata, 2909 nucleotides. RefSeq names its product plastid division protein CDP1, chloroplastic. Gene Ontology annotation, cellular component: chloroplast inner membrane. The transcript has 12 exons. The record is from RefSeq and is a predicted model, not a curated record. Gene Ontology annotation, biological process: chloroplast fission. Bases 164 to 2623 code for a protein of 819 amino acids. Lineage: Eukaryota; Viridiplantae; Streptophyta; Magnoliopsida; Brassicales; Brassicaceae.